UUCGCUCUAGUUUACGGAGUUCAGCGGUCUCAGAGACCAUGGAGCUAACUACGUUGGUAACAUGGUUUUCCUCAACCGAAACAAAUGCAACGUUAUAUGGUUUAGUGUUAGCUAGCUACGCUGCUGCUAGCUAAUGUAGCAGUCUGACAUGUUUGAGCUAAGCUUGUUUACGGUUAGUUAGAGUUUUUGGACGGUUGGUGGAGAAUGAGCCGUCACCUGAGCUUGAUCAUUAACGCCCCUAAAAUAAUCCGGACCAUGUGGAAAGCCGUGUUUCCUCUUAAAUUAGAAACCACACCUAUUCUGCUGUGUAUAUCGUCUUUUCAGGGAGACAGCAAUUGCAAUGGGACGCACAGCAACAAAAAAGCGUUGCUGUCAGAUCCUCAACUGUUUGAAGUCCAGUUUGAUGAGUUGGUGACCGAGCUUUCAGAGAGGGACUUCGCCGACCCUGCGCUGGCUGAUGCUCUGGCCAGGUUGAGAGAGGUUUUGGUGUACAAUUCCCCUGGAGGCAAGCGGAACCGGGGCCUGUCUGUGAUUGGAACCCUGAGGGAGCUUCUGCCACCUUCGCAGCUCACACAGGACACAGUGCAGCGGGCUCUGUUGGUUGGCUGGUGCAUUGAAUUGCUUCAGGCGUUUUUCCUGGUGGCAGAUGAUAUCAUGGAUGGAUCUGUGACCCGGAGAGGACAGCCCUGCUGGUACAAAAAGGAUGGCAUUGGUCUGGAUGCGAUCAAUGAUUCAUUUCUCUUAGAAGGGUCAAUCUACAGACUGCUUCGCAGACAUUGCAGGGAUCAGCCUUACUACGUUCGCCUGCUGGAGCUAUUUACUGAGGUAACUUUCCAGACCGAGCUUGGCCAAGCUCUGGACCUUAUGACGGCUCCACCUGGUCAGGUUGACCUCAACAGAUUCACCAUUGAGAGAUAUAAAGCUAUUGUGAAAUACAAGACGGCCUUUUACUCUUUUUAUCUCCCAGUGGCAGCUGCAAUGUACAUUGCAGGAAUUGAGAGUGAAGUGGAACACAAUAAUGCCAAACACAUCUUACUGGAGAUGGGAGAGUUCUUUCAAAUACAGGAUGACUACUUAGACUGUUAUGGAGACCCUGCUGUGACAGGAAAGAUUGGUACAGACAUCCAGGAUAACAAAUGCAGCUGGCUGGUGGUGACGGCCCUGGAAACCAUGACCCCUGAACAGCGAGCAGAGCUGGAGGGAUGUUACGGGCGCCAGGAUGAUACCUGUGUAAAAAAGGUCAAAGCACUGUACAACACCCUGCAAAUGCCAGAACUGUACCACAAAUAUGAGGAAGAGAGCUACAAGCGGCUACAGAAACUAAUCGCUUGUCACGCUCAAAACCUUCCUCACUCAGUCUUCCUCAACUUCGCCGACAAAAUCUAUAAGCGGAUCAAGUGAGAGGUAAAAGGGGCUUGUAUCAUGAUGCACAGAUCAACUCCUUUUUAUUUCUCCACUGCCAGCAGCAUGAUCUGAACAGCACACAGAAAUCCGUUUCUUAACUUGGUUUGUGGAUGUUUGGUUGUGAAUGUCAUCAAACAGCCGGCCACUUUUGCUCCAUAAUACCUAUUUAUUGAAACCAGUACAUAAUGUAGAGUGUCUUCAGUUGUUUCCUCCCGGAAGAAUCCCAUGGGUAAAAGGACACUGAAAUGAAUCGCACAUUGUCUAGUUUUCAUAUUAGUCUGCCCUGAGGAGUGCACGGCAGGAUGAAGAUACAGAUAAAACUGAUAGUCGCAGCAGUUAUAAUUUUGUAAGAAUAUAUGUAUUAAAAGUAAAGUAUAAAGUCUGU
This is a messenger RNA of Etheostoma spectabile (orangethroat darter), 1789 nucleotides long. It is a transcript of the gene fdps, whose product is annotated as farnesyl diphosphate synthase (farnesyl pyrophosphate synthetase, dimethylallyltranstransferase, geranyltranstransferase). The record is from RefSeq and is a predicted model, not a curated record. NCBI's taxonomy places the organism in Eukaryota, Metazoa, Chordata, Actinopteri, Perciformes, Percidae. The coding region runs from base 205 to 1401 and encodes 398 amino acids. Gene Ontology annotation, biological process: trans, trans-farnesyl diphosphate biosynthetic process. Gene Ontology annotation, molecular function: dimethylallyltranstransferase activity; (2E,6E)-farnesyl diphosphate synthase activity. Gene Ontology annotation, cellular component: cytoplasm. The transcript has 9 exons.